CAAGUUUAGGGUGAGCAAUAUUCACUAUUUGAUACUGUUGGCCCAGGCUUUUUGGAAGUAGAACCAAGAAUGAUGGGAAAGCUGCGGAAAUCAAAAUUGUCAUGCCCUGAAUCAAAUUGUCUCUCUCAUCACCAAGUAGCAAGUGAGACAAUCCAUGGUGCAAACUUGGCUUUGAAACAGGUGAACUGUGAUGUUUGUAUAGAAGAAAAUGAAGUGUGCAAAUGUGAUAAUAGCGGCAUCAAGGGCAUGGUAAAGACUGAAGAUGUCAAUCAACAAUCUGGGGCUAAUAGCUCUUUUCUUCAUGCUGUCUUAAAUAUGAGUGGAAUGCUCAUAGGUCUUGGCCAGUUAUCAACUCCAUAUGCUCUAGAAAAUGGAGGAUGGGCUUCUGUUUUACUGCUUGUAGGACUUGGGGUUAUAUGCACCUAUAGUUCUCAUCUACUCGGCAAAUGUCUUGAGAGGAAUCCCCAAUCACAAAGCUAUGCUGAUAUUGGAGAGAAUGCAUUUGGAAGAAAAGGAAGAGUUUUGGCAGCAACUUUCAUCUACUUGGAAAUUUUCAUGGCCCUUGUGUCUUAUACCAUUUCACUAAAUGACAAUCUGAUCACAGUGUUCUCAGGGACAGAACUAAAGCUACCGGGGGUAAAGCUAUCUACAUCUCAGCUGAUAACUAUGAUUGCCGUUUUGAUAGCACUUCCAAGUCUCUGGUUGAGGGAUCUUUCUUCCAUAUCUUUCCUUUCAUCUGGUGGUAUCCUCAUGUCACUUAUUAUCUUCACAUCAGUGGUGUGCACUGCUAUUUUUGGAGGUGUUAAGCCUAACCACAGGAUACCGGUGCUACACAUGAAAAACAUUCCUGCCAUAUCUGGACUUUAUAUCUUCAGUUAUGCUGGCCAUAUUGUUUUCCCCAACUUAUACAAAGCCAUGAAAGAUCCAUCACAAUUCACUAAGGUAUCUAUUGUGAGCUUUGCAUCAGUCACAGCACUUUACACUGCCCUAGCAUUCAUGGGUGCCAAGUUGUUUGGGCCACAGGUCAACCCUCAGAUCACCCUCAGCUUACCCCAACACCAUUUUGUGACAAAAAUUGCAUUAUGGUCAACUGUGCUGACUCCCAUGACUAAAUAUGCACUUGAAUUUGCUCCUUUUGCCAUUCAGCUUGAGCAUAAUUUGCCGGAUUCUCUGAGUUGUCGCAUGAAGUUGAUCAUAAGAGGCUGCGUAGGCUCCUUUCUCCUUCUACUGAUACUAGCCCUUGCUCUUUCUGUUCCAUAUUUCGAGCAUAUGCUUAGCCUCACUGGCUCCCUUGUAAGCAUCUGCAUUUGCCUGAUUUUACCCUGUGCCUUCUACAUCAAGCUUUCUUGGCCUCUGAUAUCCAGACGUCUCCUCACUCUUAACCUUUCCCUCAUUGCUUUUGGUUCACUUCUUGGGGUACUUGGAACCAUUUCAUCCGCAAAGUUACUAAUAAAAAGCCUCCUUACAGCUCACUCAACUUGACAGGGCAAAUCUUUGCUUCCGGGAUUGCCAUUUUCUCUCGCCGCUUAAUAUGGAAAAUAAUUGAGAUAGCGUAAAGUCAUUUGGACGCUGAAGAACUGCAACUUCAUUUUGCUCCAUGAAUUUGUUAUCUUUUACUACUAUAUUUCAUAGAUGCUAGUGUUGACAUCAGCCAGUUGAACUGAUGACUUGCUAUACUCUUCUUGUGGAUUGAAGUUCAUAAUACACCACCUCUUUCAUAUCUUCUUCAGAGGGGUAGUUUUGUUUUCAGCUUUUUGAAAUUCCACUUCUUGCAAAUCUUUUU
Molecule: messenger RNA, 1783 nt
Organism: Durio zibethinus
Lineage: Eukaryota; Viridiplantae; Streptophyta; Magnoliopsida; Malvales; Malvaceae
Product: amino acid transporter AVT1H-like
Biological process (GO): amino acid transmembrane transport
Cellular component (GO): vacuolar membrane
Molecular function (GO): L-amino acid transmembrane transporter activity
Source: RefSeq, a predicted model, not a curated record